This is a messenger RNA of Podospora pseudocomata, 1940 nucleotides long. RefSeq lists its product as uncharacterized. The transcript is spliced from 4 exons. The coding region runs from base 343 to 1761 and encodes 472 amino acids. Lineage: Eukaryota; Fungi; Ascomycota; Sordariomycetes; Sordariales; Podosporaceae. The record is from RefSeq and is a predicted model, not a curated record.
CUGGCUCCUCCCCCAAACAACGGUUCGUUCUACCUGGAAGCUACAGGCGUUGCUUGGUGUACACGUCAAACUGGCAUCAACUUAUAUCAUGUUGCCAGAAGUUACAUUCACGGCUUGAUAAUGGCACAUCUAUCUUUUCCUCUUCAGUGAUACGUUUCUCCUUUUCCCCUGUUAUUGUCUUUGUGCGUUCCCUCCCUGUGCCUUGCCUGCAACUCCUCGAUCUCCCGUUCCGAUUCCGGGUCUUUGAGAACCCUCCUGGUCACCGCAUCAUCGCUAUCGCGCCGAUAUCAUCAUUGAACCCGACACCACCCCUUUUCCCUCCCCUGAGCGCGAUCUAUCACAAUGGCUGUCUUUGUUGAAUUGGACGACGAGGACAUCGAGUCCCAAAGAGAUGGGCAGGUGUGGAAUGCCACUGAAGCUCAAGCUCACCAGGCGAAAGGUGUUAGCACAGAUAAGAAGGACAACCAGGAGGCUCAUGAGUAUGCCGUCAAGGAGGUUCUGAAUCAGGACCACCUUAUGACCAAGGCUUUGGGAUGUUAUCCGAUCGCGCAAUCAGUGGCCAGGAACCUGGACUUGAACUCCCUCGACAGCCUCUCCCGCACAUGCCACAUAUUACAUAGCGCUCUGCUGCAGGAUCGCAGAGGACUGAUCAACUCGUCGCUUCGAUGCUCUCUCGAAGACGUCACUGUUGACCCGCAAGACACACUACGCUUUCGAGCGCGCUCUGCCAACUGGUACUACGGGCAAGAUUCCUCCGCAAGGACGGAUUUCCAGGGCAAAUCAGGGCAAUGUGCACGAGACAUGGUGGGACCUUGUCGACGAUGUGGGACAAUCGUUUGCAGGAAUUGCGCUAUCAAACCACCUGCUCAAAUCGUGCUCCGAGAUCGACAUCGGCGUCUCUGUACCAAAUGCGUCACGGCACCCCUAGGUCAGCUUGUCAAGCCCCCAAUGCGCCCCGAGGUCCGUAUCGAUUCGGAUGAUAUGCAGCGCGCCAUCUGCCAAUGCGGCUCCUCUGGGGUCUGGCUGUGUUUCCCGUGCGGAAGGUCUAUCAGAAACGACGAUAACACUUACCAAAGCGUCUGGAAGUGGCGCAACCAAUACACCGAUGUCCUCAGUGGUUUAGGAACGGGUAUCGGUGAUGGUGACCGCGGGGUCCAGUGCGGUCGUAACUCGCAGUGUUGCGGCGCCCGUGAGGUUGAGCAGGAAACGGACUAUGAUGCCGAGGCCGCUCGGGAGGCGGCAGACCAGCAGCUUCAACAGGACCGGCUUCGCGCAGGGCUCGGUUCUAGAAGUGAUAGCAGUGCUUCUACUUCGACGAUGGCGUCGGGUCUAUCUGCUGCCAGCAAUGCUAGUCUCAGUAGCUUGGCUAGCAAUGCGACAGGCGGCUCGGGUUCUAAUACUUUGGGGGGACUUUUGAGCUCAGGGUCAGACCACAUGCGCAGGACGCCAUCCCCAGCUAUGAAGGUUGGGUACGUGAGACACGAAGUCGAGGGUAUCGGGGGCGUUAUGAAGAAGAUUUCGGUCAAAAGGGUCAAGGUUGGGGCUUGCGUGCCAGAAUGGGACGAGGAGAGGCUGAAGGGUGAGGUAUUGGGAAGGGAGGUUCAAGGUAAGAGGAGGAGUUGGUGUGGAUGGUGCUCGCGAGUCAUUCCUGGGCAGGGUGAUUACGAGCUGGACAGGCAUGGGACCAGCGAUUGGAAGGAUGAGGACAGUAUUAGUUCUUGGAGGGGUAAAAACAAGGGCAAGGGGAAGGAGGCAGCAUAAAAAGGGGGCGUUACUGCGUUGUUAAUUUAGAGUCUGGGAUAUUUAUAUAUCAGCGCUGUCAUUGGGGGAAGGGCGGCGGUGGUGCACAGGGUGAGAUUGACAGUACCUCUCUCUACAGGUGAUAGUAUCCAGCGCGGCAAGUGAUUCAGCACCCAGGGGAGGCACAUUGGUACAAAGUA